This is a messenger RNA of Phymastichus coffea, 3428 nucleotides long. RefSeq names its product meckelin. NCBI's taxonomy places the organism in Eukaryota, Metazoa, Arthropoda, Insecta, Hymenoptera, Eulophidae. Gene Ontology annotation, biological process: cilium assembly. Gene Ontology annotation, cellular component: MKS complex; ciliary transition zone. The record is from RefSeq and is a predicted model, not a curated record. The coding region runs from base 1 to 2994 and encodes 997 amino acids. The transcript is spliced from 13 exons.
AUGUUAGUUUUUAUAUUUUUAACUUUUCUACACAGCAUCAGAGCUUAUGGAGAGAGCGAUAAUUACAUAUUUGAAUACAAUCAUCCAAAGAACUGUAAGAGUAAUGAGUAUUUUGAUAUUAAGUCGUUUUCAUGUAUUGAGUGUGAUGAAAAAAGAAAUUUAGAGCCAUCAGAAAAUGGUGUUACAUGUGUAUGUAAUAAGUACAGUAAAAAAAUUGGUUUCGAAUACAAUUUGCCAAAAUGUGAAUUGUGCCCUGUAGGCACAGUUUUGACUUCCGAUAGAAAAAGCUGUAUUCCUUGUAGAAAAGUAGAUAAUCUUACCUGCAAUUGCGCCAUAAAUGAAAUUAGAGUUGAAAGGGAAAUAAAUGGAGACUUAUUAAAAGCAAUAAAAUGCAUACAAUGUUCUGAAAAUAGUUAUCCUUCAUCAGAUGGUUUAAGGUGUCUCUCUUGUAAUAAUGCUACCACAAGUAGUCAUGCAAAUUGUGCUUGUCCAAUCACUACUCAUGUUAGAAUAGAAGACUACUGUUUUCAUAAAAAUGAAAUAGAUUUAAUUGACAUACGAAAUACUUAUUUAGUGCAAUUUUCUAGUGAAAGUAUAGACAGUUAUUAUUUUAGAAAAGAAUUAAGACUUUCAGCUUAUUUAUGCAAAGAUGGAGAUAAUACAGCAUGUGAACACUUAUCAAAUAUGUGUGCUUUAACACUUUCUGACAAAAGUGUGCCAUGCAAAUUAUCUAAAACUCAACAAAAUCCUGAUUAUAUUUUAUGGAUGUUUUAUGAGGAGGAUGGAUAUCCAAUUGUUGCAAAUGAUAAAAUAAUUCCAGUCAAGUAUACCUUAGAUAAAAAUGAUGCUAACAAUCGUUUAAAUUUUACAAUUGCUACAUUUGCUUUGAAUGGUGAACUAAAGUAUAUUGAUACUCCAAAUUUGUUUUGUACUUUUUUGAAUGAUGUUCGAUUUGGAGUGAAUGUCAACAAACAAUGUAGAAUUUAUGCAAAGGAAUUGACUGCCAGAGAAAUACUUUUUUUCUUACCAUAUUUACAGUAUAAUGAAAAAGGAAAAGCUUUCCUAAGUACUUUGCCAGUUUUUAUUAAAAAUAAGGGAUGGCAGCCUUUAAAAAAAUUUUUCCUUAUUGAUAGUAUAUCAAGCUAUAGAGCUAUGCCAAAUUUAGUGGAUGAUUCUUUCAAAAAGGAUGAUGAGCUUUCCAUACUUAGAUAUAUGAAAUCAUUAGAAAUUUUAAUUAAAGUACAAAAUGAUCAUGAAGGAGGUCACAUUUAUUCACCACUAGUUAUUAUUGAAUAUGGAGAAUUGAAAAGGCAAGACAUUCAAGACAACAUACAAAUCAAAGUGGAUUACAAAGUUAUUUUCCUUCUAACAAAUAAGAAUGUAAAUAAUUCAAUAGAAAUAGCUAUAGGUGUCUUAUCAGGAUUUGCGUUAGCAUAUUCAGCUUUAAAAACUUGGAGUUACUGUAAAAGAAAUUACAACGGCGUGCUACGUCUUGGAGUAGUUGUAUGGUUUUUCAUCUAUUGUCUCGGAGCAAUUGGAAAUGUUCUUUUACUAGUUACAACUAGCGUUUGUGUUUACACUUUCAUUUUUUAUAAAGGACAAACAGUGCUUCAUAUUCUGCUGCCAACUGAUAGCGUCGAAACGAAGAUUUAUUCAUGCACUAUCAUAGCUUUUUGUUUCAAGAUCACUGAAAUCAGCGCAUUGAUCUACCGUCACCGCAAAAUUAACGUAUUCUUCAUCGACUGGGAACAGCCACGAACAAUUCAAAUACCAAUGCGCUACGAUUCACCACACACAUCUUUGAAAAAGCUCUACAACAAUCGUUUUGAGGAAGGCACGCGAACUCCAUUAUCCGCAAGGAGUAAAAAACGUUCCAACGACGAUAGUCAGGAAGAACACGAGGACGAUAAUAACAAAGCUGCAAUAGUUGAAAAUCACACGGAUUUCUAUGGGGUUAAUGAAGCCGAUAGAAUGGAAAAGAAUCAAUUGUUGCCUGUUAGCAUUUGGAGGACGUAUUUUGUCGCUAACGAGUGGUUUAAGAUUCAGACUAAAAGGAGAGUCAACGUUGCGUUACAGAUCAUUUUCACUCUUUUUAUGCUCGAAAUCGUAGGAUUGAAAUACUGGACCCAAGCGACACCAGAACUACAAGUCGAUCAAAGCGAAAGUCAUUCAUCUAACGAGAAAAACUUCACUCUGAGGUUCGGAGUUGGAGCUUUGGUUUACAUGUUCUGCUACUGCGUGCAAUGGAUGACUUCCGUGGUCUUCUACGAGAGAUACAUCAAGAAUAGGAUGCAACAUUUCGUUGACUUAUGUUCCGUGGCAAAUAUAAGCAUAUUUAUCUUUGCUUAUGAUUACUAUGGCUAUUACAUUCACGGAAGGUCGGUACACGGCUAUGCUGAUACGGAUUUGGAAACUUUAAUUGACGACUUAAAAAAAGAGGAAAAUAAUCUAUGUGCUCAUCGAGGUUUGAUUCCUGGUACGACGGAUCAAACAUUUAUCGUGUCGUUGUCUUCUUCAUUCCGAGAAAUUUAUCACAAGCUUUUGGAUUUACAAUCUACAGGCGAAAGUAGAUUCUCAAGGAGGAAUAUUUUAGGCUCAAUCAAUUGGGAAAAGAGCUUGCAAACUCAUUCAAAAAUAAAAAAGUUUUUAACGGCAUUUAUAGACCAUUGUUUUAAAGACUUGGACUACGUUAUCAAGGAUAGACUUUUGUUGGAGAAGCUGUGUGAUAUCGAAGUUGGACGAAAUGACGAUCAAUCAACUUUCUACAUUGAUAAAAAUAAUAGUUUUGAUCGAGUUAUCUUCUAUGGCAAUGAAUGGACUUUUGGAACCUUUGAAAUAGCUUUAUUUAUCUUUGUUCAAGCUUUAUCAGAAGACUAUAUACUCGCUUGUAUGGUGAACUUACUUAUUUCGCAGAUGAUAAUUACUAUCUGUAGAAUUAAUGGUAAAACGAAUUUAGCUAAGAAAACAUUAAUUGACGAGAGAUUUUUAAUGUAAACGUGAUGAAUGUAGAAUUGUGAAUUUAGUUUCCCUUGUUAAGAUUUUGAAUGAUAUUUUCGACUGUUUUCAUAAUUUUUUUAUAUAUUUUUGAUCCGUUAAGAGUCAAUACUAAUUAAUAUUCUCUCAGAUUUUAAACAUAUCCAGUAUACUUCUCUAUUCGAUAACAAGUAUCUGCAUGUUUUUCUUAUACUCAAUGUCAUUACUGUCAAGGUCUAAUUUUAAUAUCUUUUGUAAUUGUACUUAUAAAAUCUAAAUGUUAAUUUCCUUCUAAAUAUAUACUCUUUAACUUUCUACUUUGAUUAAAGACAAGCCUUGACUUGUUAAUUUUUUAAUAUAAUAGUUUUAUUAAAUUUGUAAUUCUCCUAUACAUUAAUAACUUAUAACUUUGAGUUUCAUUAUGAUACAUAAUUACUUGAUUACAUUUUAUCACC